This is a messenger RNA of Felis catus (domestic cat), 3770 nucleotides long. It is a transcript of the gene SCAMP1, whose product is annotated as secretory carrier membrane protein 1. Bases 73 to 1089 code for a protein of 338 amino acids. NCBI's taxonomy places the organism in Eukaryota, Metazoa, Chordata, Mammalia, Carnivora, Felidae. The record is from RefSeq and is a predicted model, not a curated record. The transcript is spliced from 9 exons. Gene Ontology annotation, biological process: protein transport. Gene Ontology annotation, cellular component: trans-Golgi network membrane; recycling endosome membrane.
AGGGGGGCGGCGGCCUCGCUUCGUCUCUCUCUCUGCGCCUGGGUCCGGUGGGUGACGCCAAGCGCGAGAGAGAUGUCGGAUUUCGACAGUAACCCGUUUGCGGACCCGGAUCUCAACAACCCUUUCAAGGACCCAUCAGUUACACAAGUGACAAGAAAUGUUCCACCAGGACUUGAUGAAUAUAAUCCAUUCUCGGAUUCUAGAACACCUCCACCAGGCACUGUGAAAAUGCCUAAUGUACCUAGUACACAACCAGCAAUAAUGAAACCAACAGAGGAACAUCCAGCCUAUACACAGAUUGCAAAGGAACAUGCCUUGGCCCAAGCUGAACUUCUUAAGCGCCAAGAAGAACUAGAAAGAAAAGCAGCAGAAUUAGAUCGUCGAGAGCGAGAAAUGCAAAAUCUCAGUCAACAUGGCAGAAAAAAUAAUUGGCCACCUCUUCCUGGCAAUUUUCCUGUGGGACCUUGUUUUUAUCAGGAUUUUUCUGUAGACAUUCCUGUAGAAUUCCAGAAGACAGUAAAGAUUAUGUACUACUUAUGGAUGUUCCACGCUGUAACACUGUUUCUAAAUAUCUUCGGAUGCUUGGCUUGGUUUUGUGUUGAUCCUACAAGAGGGGUUGAUUUUGGAUUGAGUAUCCUGUGGUUCUUGCUUUUUACUCCUUGUUCAUUUGUCUGUUGGUACAGACCACUUUACGGAGCUUUCAGGAGUGACAGUUCAUUCAGAUUCUUUGUAUUCUUCUUCGUCUAUAUUUGUCAGUUUGCUGUUCAUGUACUCCAAGCUGCAGGAUUUCAUAAUUGGGGCAACUGUGGUUGGAUUUCAUCCCUUACUGGUCUCAACCAAAGUAUUCCUGUUGGAAUUAUGAUGAUCAUCAUAGCAGCACUUUUCACAGCAUCAGCGGUCAUUUCACUAGUUAUGUUUAAAAAGGUACAUGGACUAUACCGCACAACAGGUGCUAGUUUUGAGAAGGCCCAACAAGAAUUUGCAACAGGUGUGAUGUCCAACAAAACUGUCCAGACUGCAGCUGCAAAUGCAGCUUCAAGUGCAGCAACUAGUGCGGCUCAGAACGCUUUCAAGGGUAACCAGAUGUAGAGAACCCUCCAACAGUACACUGGUACCUUCUGACUGUACUUUUUCUCCAGUUACUGUAUUCUAUAAAUAUUUUUAUGUUCAAAACACAGUACACACAGCAUGUAUAUUUCCUGUUCACUUGUGCAUGGGCUAAAAGCAGAAAAACUUCCUUGUCUUAUUUGCCUAUUAGUUUCUUAAUAUUUUGGUGCCCCUUGCAGAAAAAAAUAUCACAUGCUAAAUAAAUAUUCUCCAUAUUUUUUGGGGGAUGAAUGUUCAGCAAAUUAUUUCAGUGGUGACACACUGAAAUUAAUAUGGUACUUAUGAUUAAAAAUGCGUUUAGUACUAGCUGCAGUCAUUCUUUCAAAAAUCUUAGACUUAAGGAUUACAUAUUGGAACAUUAAAGCGAUGCUUCAUUCCAUUUUCCCCAUUUAUACUGAAAGAAAUAGGCCAUCAGGGACUUAGGGAUUUUAAAAUUGGCUUGCUUUUUAGCAGUUUUAGUCACCAGUGAAGAGCCUGUGUGCAUUUCGUAGUAGAUGAUGUAAAUUUUAUCCUUUUCUUUUUGUUUUAUUUUUAUAGAGUAGUUGAUAUUUUCAUACCAAUCUCUGAUCUUGCAUGGGCACCACAUUUCUUAAAAGAAUUAGUAUUUUGGCUUUUGCACUGCUUAUGGUUGUAGGAUUGCAGAGUUGCUGGUAGAAUCAAAGAAGAGAUUUUCUGCAAUAGUUUCUGUUAAAUAAAAAUUUAUUGGGAUGCAAUAUGAGAACAUAAUAUGCAGUGCAUCAUCCAAAAAAGGGUAGAUAAUCAGUGGAAUAGAAUGUAGUGAUGAUAAUACUGUUUUUUGUUUUUGUUUUUUAAUUUUCAGUAUCCGUAUCAUAGUAGAAUAUUACUGUAUGGAAACCUUGGUAUAUUCUUGUGGUUACUCAUUUUAAUUGAACUGAGAUUGUGUUUGGCAGCUCUUUUUUGGGGAGUGUGUGUGUAUAAUUUUUAACAGAGGUAUUAAAGUCUAGACUAACUCCUUGUCCAAAAAGAACAUACAGUAUUUCAGGGAUUUUUCUUUUAGCCUCUCAUCUGUAGUGGGAUUAAAAAGAAAAAGAUGCUGUUGUUUCACAUAUACUUGAAUUCCUAAUGCACCUCAGUCUUUGAACUUUUGACACAGACUGAAUACAUUAAAAUUUUUCAGCAAUAGAAAAAAAUGAAACAUAUAACUUGCACCAAGCAAGAAAAUACAAAUACAGUUAAAUGCAUUGAUUGUGACUAUGACCAUGUUGAAAUUGUUACUAUGCAGCUUAGGAGUUCAUUCUUAGAGUAUACUUGAUUUGAAACUUUGAAUCAUUUUUAAUACUGAUUUAAUGACUCAAAGACCUUUGAAAGUCAUUAUACUGUGUUUUGGAAGUCAUUAGCUAAUUUAAGAUUACAGAAUAAUCAGUAAUGAUUUAUUCAACUUGAUUUUAAGUAAGGAUAGUCUAUUGGGUUAAAUUAUUUGAGACUGCAGUUUUUUUUUUUUAAAUAAGAAUCAGAUGGGUAUAAAUAGUUAAGUCACUUGCAUUCUUUUCCCCAAAUCUGGAGGUAAAUGAAUUUCAUACUGAGGGUGGGAUGAUGAGUUCUCACUAUUUAUAAGGGAAGCUUUGCAUGAUAAUAGAUAACAUGGAUCCAUCUAGAUGGUGUUUACAUUUGAUUUAUUUGGGAUUUAUUGAAAUAACAUACUUGGAAGAUAUUUCUUUUAUUAUGAUUAAAAUAGGUUUCAGAAAAUGAAUUUAAAACUUUUUAUGAAUAUUUCUGAUUAGUAAUAAUCUCCCUACUUUGUCAAACAAAUAAGCCAGUUCAAGUUCUUUAGAUUCUAUAAUCUUACUGAAAAUCUAUUUUAUCACAGUGUGCUUUACUGAGUGUGUAUUUUACAAACAUUCAAAACAUUAACCACAAAAUACAAGAGGAGCUCUUAUAUUUAUCAUUAAUUUAUAUCUCAAGUCCAUUUCUUUUUUUCUUUUAACCACAAAUGAAUAUAGAGACUUGAAAAAUACUGACAUACUUUCCUUUAAGAAUAGGAAUUAUCUCUAUUUUGUAGAAAUCCCCAAAGGUAGCAUUGUUAAAUAGCAAAUAAUUAAAACCAACAGUACCUUUUUUGUGUGUGGAUGGGGAGAAUGUUUUAAGAUCCAGUUACUUGGGUUAAUACAAGCUUAUGAGAGAAAAUUGUUUUUUAAAAACCUAAAUGUGGAUUAAAAUGAUGGCAAUACUAACGGUUUGAUAAGGUAUAGGGAUUUUAAAUUCUUAGAUUCUCUAUUCUCCUAACAAUAGUUGGUAAAUGGUCACAUUUUCCAGCAAAAGAUUGGCAUUUGUUAAUGUAUUAUAUUUAAUACUAAUGUGACCCACCCAGUAUCACAGUCAUGAAAUGGUCUUCAUGUUGUAAGCAUUCAUGUCAUUUUUCAGUUUGCAAUAUUAAGUUGUGGCUGUUUUCCUUCAAACUAAAAUUUGAACACUGGAAAAUCCUUGCUCAGUGAUUUGUAAUUUGGGACUUGGAUUAUUUAUCUAGGGAUGUUUGUAUAUUUUGUCAGUGAGUAAUAUUGCGCUGCCAUCAUGAUGAGUGUCAUGGUUCUAUAUAAAUGCCCUCCAUCUGUCCCUCUAAUGUUGCAUGUUUUCAGUGGUUUGGAAGUUUUGUAUAUUUAUUGUAUUAACACAGAGUGUCAUAAAAUAAAAUGCUGUUUACUGGA